Molecule: messenger RNA, 1383 nt
Organism: Penicillium expansum
Lineage: Eukaryota; Fungi; Ascomycota; Eurotiomycetes; Eurotiales; Aspergillaceae
Product: flavin-containing monooxygenase
Exons: 5
Coding region: 1-1383 (460 amino acids)
Molecular function (GO): NADP binding; flavin adenine dinucleotide binding; N,N-dimethylaniline monooxygenase activity
Source: RefSeq, a predicted model, not a curated record
AUGGAGCCUGAAGUUAAUCAACGUUCUCUAGAGGCGUCCAAGUCGGCGUUGAAUCCUUUGCGCGAUGCGAAGACUUGGGUUCCUCUAUUGCAAGAGCCCGCAUACAAACCUCGACGCAUACGUAUUGUGUGUGUCGGGGCCGGGUAUUCCGGUCUGAUGACAGCAUACGAGGUUAAAUACAAUAAGGCUCUUGAAGGCUUUAUCGAUUUGACCAUCUAUGACAAGAAUGAAGACAUUGGUGGAACAUGGCUGGAGAAUAGAUAUCCUGGAGUUGCAUGCGAUGUUCCCGCGCAUAUCUACACCUUCCCUUUCGAGCCCAACCCGGACUGGUCUACAUUUUACGCCUCGGGUCCCGAGAUCUGGUCCUAUAUAAAGAGAACCUCGGAUAAGUAUGGUCUAGCUGAACAUGUCCAACUUCAGUCGAAAGUAGUCCAAGCAACCUGGAACGAGCCUUCGAGUAAGUGGCGUCUCAAGAUUCGACAAGACGGCGAAGAAAAAGAAGACGAAUGUGACAUAUUGAUCGACGGGUCGGGCUUUUUGAAUAACUGGAAUUGGCCUAGUAUCGAGGGUCUUCAUGAUUUCAAAGGGGAGCUUGUUCAUACUGCAAAUUGGAACCCUUCUAUCGAUGUGACAGGCAAGAAAAUCGCGGUGAUUGGCAAUGGCGCUUCCGCUAUCCAAGUGCUCCCGCAGUUGCAGAAGACCGCGGCUCAGUUGACUAACUACAUCCGUACCCCUACGUGGAUAUUUUCUAAUCAUGCGGCCGAGCUUACAAAAGACGGAACCAAUUUUGCAUUCACCGAAGAAGAAAAGAAAGAAUUUCGUGAUAACCCUGCCUCGCUCGUUGAGCUUCGCAAGGAGAUCGAGCGCAGUGAAGAUAACUUCUUCAACGUCUUCUUCAAGGAUUCAGCAGCUCAAAAAGCUGCUUUUGCGCAGGCACAUGCUUCGAUGCAAGAGCGGCUCGGGAAGGAUCAAGAGCUCUGCGACAAGCUGGUUCCACACUAUGAGCUUGGAUGCCGACGCGCAACGCCGGGCGAUGGGUAUCUCGAAGCUCUACGUGAGAAAAAUGCGAGAGUCAAUGUCAAUACAAUAGUCCAAAUUACAGAAUCUGGGAUUCAAACAACCCAUGAGCACACCAAAUUUGAUAUCAUCGUCUGCGCAACUGGAUUUGAUGGUAGUUUCCGCCCCUCAUGGACCGUGCAAGGGCGGAAUGGACAUCAACUCAAUCUUGCAUGGAGUGACUCGCCAGAAGCAUAUUUUGGGAUCGCAGCGGCCAACACUCCAAAUUAUUUCAUCUUCAAUGGUCCCAAUAGCCCCGGUAAGCAUCCCCUGGCCAGUAAAGGGAAAAUAACUCACGGCCAGCAGUGGGUCAUGGUUCUCUCUUAG